This is a messenger RNA of Vicia villosa (hairy vetch), 1164 nucleotides long. RefSeq names its product protein EXPRESSION OF TERPENOIDS 1-like. Lineage: Eukaryota; Viridiplantae; Streptophyta; Magnoliopsida; Fabales; Fabaceae. The record is from RefSeq and is a predicted model, not a curated record. The transcript has 2 exons. Gene Ontology annotation, biological process: positive regulation of DNA-templated transcription. Gene Ontology annotation, cellular component: nucleus. Bases 206 to 1051 code for a protein of 281 amino acids. Gene Ontology annotation, molecular function: DNA binding; DNA-binding transcription factor activity.
CUCUCAAAAUACUGCACAGUACUUUUACUACAGUAACUAUACAACAAACACAAAACCAGCCUCAUCAUACAGUAGAGUUGAUGGCUGCAGUUACUAUUGACGGCGUUGCAGACAACAAACUCAUUCCGUGCCAUAAUUAAUAUCAUACAGUUUUCCUCAUCAAAAGCUGCAAAAACUUCUACCAUGGAUGAUACUGUAACAACGAAUGUCUAGGUUUUUUUCUCUAGGUCAAAAACAAUAUACCAGCAGUAGUAACGAAGAGAUCUUAGAGAUAUGGCAACAACAAAGCUUGAAGAACUACAGUGUGUUUGGAGUGGCUCCUAAAACCUGUUCAUUUGAUGAGUGUGGAGGAAAAUUCACGAUGAUGAUGAGACGGAACGGAGGAACGAAUUGUCAAGACUGUGGGAAUCAAGCGAAGAAAGACUGUACACAUCUAAGAUGUAGAACUUGUUGUAAGAGUCGAGGGUUUCAGUGUCAAACUCAUGUGAAGAGUACUUGGGUUCCAGCUUCUAAACGCCGUGAACGACAGCAACAUCUAUCUAUGUUGCAACAGCACCAACCGUUUCGUCGAAGAGAUCAUGGAGAGAGCUAUAAGUAUAAACGACAUAUGGAUAAUCAAGAUGGUGUAGGUUCUUCUCUUCCAUGUCCUCAACCACCUAACCCUACCACAGGGUUUGAGUUGGGACAGUUUCCAGCUGAAGUGAGUUCUGCAUCAGUAACGUUUCGGUGUGUGAGAGUGAGUUCAUUGGACGGUCCAGAUGAGCAGUGUGCGUAUCAAACGGCUGUGAGCAUAGGAGGACAUGUUUUCAAAGGAGUUCUCUAUGAUCAAGGUCCUUCUCCUUCAAGUCUUUACACCAGUAGUACUAUUGCACCUAUGGAAGGUUCUUCAGGUGGAGGUCAUCAUCAACCUCAACAACUUGAUUUCUUAACAACUGCAACCGCAUCUGUGACCACAACAACUGGUAUCUCGUUUGAUCCUUCACUUUACUCGGCUCCGCUACAUGCUUUCAUGGCCGGUACACAAUUUUUCCAUCCCCAACAUCCUAAUUAAUGAGAGCAACUCUACCUAUAUACUUGAAUCAUAUAUAGUUGGAACCGUGUCUUGUUUACUCUUUCUCAAUCUUCUCCACGGACUCUUCUUUUAUUAAGACUUAGGGUUAGUGA